Messenger RNA from Asterias rubens (European starfish), 5549 nucleotides. Its product is annotated as RNA polymerase-associated protein RTF1 homolog. The record is from RefSeq and is a predicted model, not a curated record. Lineage: Eukaryota; Metazoa; Echinodermata; Asteroidea; Forcipulatida; Asteriidae. The transcript has 17 exons. Gene Ontology annotation, cellular component: Cdc73/Paf1 complex. The coding region runs from base 103 to 2163 and encodes 686 amino acids. Gene Ontology annotation, molecular function: RNA polymerase II C-terminal domain phosphoserine binding; DNA binding.
CCAAUGCAUAUAUCCGCCGCGCAUCUGCAGUGUGUGUAAACUUCGAUGUGGUUUUUAGUGUAACUUUGUUAGGACAUUUUGUGAAAUCAUACCAACGAAAUCAUGUCUAAACGAAAGAAGAGUCGUGCUAUCAUUGAUUCAGACAGCUCUAGUGGUGACAGUGGGUCUGAUUUGGAAGAGGAGCUUCUUUCCUUAGCCAAGAGGAAGCGAACAGAGCCUGAUCAUGCUGAUGCCAGUCCCACGGACUCCCCACCUCCUCCAACACAGACCCCACAAAAGAAUGACUCUGAAUCAGAGACGUCUGAGAGUGACGAUGAGUGGAUGGUCGGCGGUAACAAAAAGAAACGACGGGUAAAAAAGAAAGUCACUCAAAGGCGAGUUUCAAAAGCCCACUCAGAAGAUUCUGCCCUGAACAGCGACUCUGAUAAAUCGUCACUGGAGGAAGGUGAGGUUUCCGAUUCGGACAGCAGCGAGUCCCUCUCGGCCUCCGGGGUGUCGGACAUCUCAGACGAUGAGCCGCAAUUCAAGGAUGGGUACGAUGAGAACCUGAUGGGUGACGAUGAGGACAAGGCGCGGCUCGCUCAGAUGACCGAGAUGGAGAGAGAACAGGAGAUCUUCAAUCGUCUGGAGAAACGAGAAGUUGCCAAGACAAGAUUUGAGAUCGAGAGAAAACUGCGGCAGGCCAAGCGAGAGCAGAAGCGGCAGAAGAGAGAUCGGCUCGCCAAGGAGCAAGGAAACAGCAGUAUCCUGAGCCACAGCGCCCGCCAGCUGGCUUCCCGCAGUGACAUUACUAAGGAGAGAAGACGUACCAUCGACGAGAAGAAAGACCGCAAGGCUCAGGCUAUCCUUAAUCUUAAGGCUGAGAGAGAGAAGAAGGAGAAGAAGAAAUCAGCAGAUACACCGGUCACAAGAAGGGAACCUCUCAGAGCAAGUGACGUUUACUCUGAUGAUGACGACGAUGAUGAAGAGGAUGAUAAGAAAAAUGAUGCUUCUAGCUCAUCCAGCAGUUCAUCCUACGGUGGAUCGGACGACGAUCGUGACGAUGAGGAUGACACCCCAAGAGUGACGUUCAUUUCUUCAAAAGAAGAGCUCAGUAAAAUCAGGUUAUCAAGGCACAAACUAGAAAGAUGGGUCCAUAUGCCGUUCUUUGGCGAUACUGUGGUAGGAUGUUUUGUACGAAUCGGGAUUGGUGCAAACGGUGGCCGAUCAGUGUACAGGGUUGCGGAGAUCACUGAAUGUGUAGAAACAGCCAAAGUCUACCAAUUAGGCGGUAACCGAACAAAUAAAGGUCUCCGCCUAAGGUAUGCGACGCAAGAGAGAGUCUUUCGUCUGGAGUUUGUUUCCAAUCAGGAUUUCACGGAUACAGAGUUCAGCAAGUGGAAAGAAGAUAUGGUGGUGGGAGGUUUCCAGCUUCCAACAGUGAGGGAAGUCGACACCAAGUACAACCAGAUAAAGAAAGCUCUGUCACACAACUACCAAGAAGAUGAAAUUGAAAAGAGUGUGGCAGAAAAAGAGAGAUUCAGGAGAAAUCCUCGCAACUACGCCAAGAAGAAGACGACACUCAUCAAGACCAGGGACAUGGCAGCAGUGGAAGGCAGGGAGGACGAUGUCAAGAAGUUUUCCCUGCAGCUUGAAGAGCUUGAAGAAAGAGCUGAAGAGCUGGACCGAGUCCGCAACAAGAACGUCAACGCUAUCACGUAUAUCAACAAGAGGAAUCGUACUCGGAAUAUAGCAGAGGCAGAGAGAGCCAUGAAGACUGAGAUCAAGGAGUCCCUGAAUGCCAAAGCUGACCCCUUCACAAGAAGACAGUGUAGACCACAACUUGUCACAAAGGCCGCCAAGGAGGAGAUGUUGAUGAAUUCGGAGCUGUUGAAGAAACUGGAGGAGGAACGCUCCAAGAAACAGGGACAUGAGAAUGCCAUGAAGGAUGACAUCAUGGAGUCGUUGAGCCAGGAAGCUCUACCGGGCAAGAUCGGCGACAGGAAGUUGUCGGAGGACCUCUUCCAUGCUCAUGAUUUCGACAUUAAAAUUGAUUUAGACGUCUCCACCUCAGAUUCCCGUCCCAUGGCGUUGAACUCCAACACCGAUGCAUUGGGCAAAGACGGCGCGCCCAGGAGAUCCCUUAACUUGGACGAGUACAAGAAGAUGAGGGGCCUCAUCUGAAAUGUCUCACCACCUUCCAUCUGGUCCGAAUUGGACGCUCUGCAUUUUCACUCUAAAACACAAUAUUUUGUACUGGCGUCAGUGUGAUGGGGUUUUAGCACUGCGUCAUCAAUGUGUUCAUUUUCACUGGACCACAGCAACUAUUAUACUUAACAAGGUGUGCUUAUGAUUAUUUUACAUGUAAGGGCACGAUGACAGACAACAUGUCUUUUUUGUAAACUGCUCCUUCUUUUGUUUACUAUUUGGACCAAAGACCGCAGUGUCAUUCAUACACAUAGCUUAAAGUUAAAGGGUAGUUUGACACUUGUACAAUAGUACAGUUGGUACAAGAGAGUAUAACAUGGCAUCCAGUGGUUCAAGAGAGUAGUUACAUUACAUGGCAUCCAGUGGUAUAGGAAAGUAUUAACAUGGCAUCCAGUACAAAAGAGUAGUUAUUAAACUCAUGGCAUCCAGUGGUACAAGAGAGUAGUAACAUCGCACACAGUACAAGAGAGUAGUUAACAAACUCAUGGGAUACAGUGGUACAAGCGAGUAGUAACAUGGCACCCAGUACGACAGAGUAGUUAACAAACUCAUGGCAUCCAGUGGUACAAGCGAGUAGUAACAUGGCACCCAGUACAAGAGAGUAGUUAACAAACUCAUGGCAUACAGUGGUACAAGCGAGUAGUAACAUGGCACCCAGUACGACAGAGUAGUUAACAAACUCAUGGCAUCCAGUGGUACAGGAAAGUUUUAACAUGGCAUCCAGUACAAAAGAGUAGUUAUUAAACUCAUGGCAUCCAGUGGUACAAGAGAGUAGUAACAUCGCACACAGUACAAGAGAGUAGUUAACAAACUCAUGGGAUACAGUGGUACAAGCGAGUAGUAACAUGGCACACAGUACAAGAGAGUAGUUAACAAACUCAUGGCAUCCAGUGGUACAAGAGAGAAGUAACAUCGCACACAGUACAAGAGAGUAGUUAACAAACUCAUGGGAUACAGUGGUACAAGCGAGUAGUAACAUGGCACCCAGUACAAGAGAGUAGUUAGCAAACUCAUGGCAUCCAGUGGUUCAAGCGAUUAUGAAAAGAGAGAUUAGUUAAACAUGACAUCCAGUGGUACAAGCGAGUAGUAACAUGGCACCCAGUACAAGAGAGUAGUUAACAAACUCAUGGCAUUCAGUGGUAUCAAUAAUUUUAAUUAUGUGACCUUUUUUUUCUAAUUAUGUCAAAAAGUCAGUAGUUUGAGAGAAGGUAUGGCCAUUUUAUUUGUUUUAUGGCCGGAUGCUGUCAUAGACAUUUUGUUUGUUCAGUUAAGUUGUAAUUGACACUCGGUGAUAACCUGUGGUGAAUUGUGUGUUUCAAGCAAAAUGGGCAAGCAAUUGAAGUUGCAUUGUUGCGUUACUCAUUUGCUUACAAGAAACUGUAGGCAAGUUAGCAUGCUUGGUGCGUUGCGUUCAGUGCGCAGAAAUAUAAACAGUAGAAACUGCAUGGGCCAUGUGCCCAAUUUCAUAGUGGUGUUUUUAAUAGCAACAAUAUAAUACUGCAUAGCAAAAUUCUUUUCUAAGCGAAAAAUUUGCGGGAUACCAGUUGCAACUAUGUACUCAUCGUGGAUUGUCAGCUGGUAAAUUGUUCCUGCUAAGCAACAUUUUUCUGUGCUGAGCACUUUCUGUGCUUACAGGGUUUAUGAAAUUGAGCCCAGGGCAGGAUCACCACUCAAAAUAUCCACUAGUACACAUUGGUACAUGAUUCUACAUCUUUUAGGUUUUAAUUUCUAAGAAUUAACUUUUACGGGUUGUUUGUUUUUGCUCAAAUCUUUUAGGCUUUCCAUAGCUUUCCAUACUUUUCCAUACCACAGGUUGUCACCACUCAGUGCUCACAAAAUUGUACAAAAUGUAAACUUUUUUCAUGUAAAUAUUACUGCCUGAAUGUGGCACCCAUUUUGGAGUGCUGAGUUUUGUUAUUUGUUUGCUUGUGUAACAAAUCCAUCAGUUUUGGCUUUGCUUUGGGGAUGGGGGGAUGUUUUUGCAAAAUGUAAACUGUACUGAUCAUUUUAUAAUUUAAAUUAAACUUCACUGAGGAUUACUCUAUAGUUAAUUUGUGAAAAACUUAUUUCAUGAAAGCUUUUCUUGUGUCACUCCCAAAAACCUCAAUUGAAACAUUUUUCAAGGAAGUGACAAGGCAAUAUGCAGUGUACAGUGCAGUAGGAAACAAUACAUCAUAUUAUUUCAUUUAUAAAUUACUUUUUGUCUAAAUGUAUGAAGGCCCCAAUGUUUGAAACUAUUUUUUUUUUGUGUUUUGCAAUUUACAGAGUUUUAACACUUUUGUCUUUUAAAAGACAUUGGAUCUUUAUCAUAGUGUCGGAAUCAUUGGUCAUGUUCCCUGCCUGCUGUACUAGUAAUAAUGAGUAUUGAGAGUCCCGAUACUCAUUUUAAGGGGAGGACCAGACUAUUUCUUACUUCCAGCCUAUACAAAUAAAACCCUUUGAAGAACUCUAAGCUCAAAAAGCCAUAUGUGAGUUAGAUUCAAAUAAUGUCUGGUACAAUGACUUGCUUAGUCACAACUUACCGCGUAAUUUUGAGUUCCAGAGACAGUCGCUAUGUCACAUGAUUUGGAGCAAACAUUUGCCUAGUUACAUGUAUGAAGGUUAUGGGUAGCACCCAUUCAUAAUUCAGACUACAUGUAUAUUCAAAUCUAACUCGCAAACGGCUUAAUGUUAUCUGUGACAACUGUGUACGCCCUCUAUGUCAGCUGUGGACAAAGAGUAUCAAUAGCAUGGGACUUAAUUAACCAAAGUGAACAAGUUCCAGUGCGCAUGUUUAAUCGACCCGUGAUUGACCACCUAGCAACGUACAUGUAUGCGCAGUGACAAACUAACUCAAAUGACUCAUAAGGAAGUCUAGUCAACCAUCGGUACCACGGUAUUAAACACGCCACUGCCUUCCGCCUUUUUCGCUGUAGUGUUUAUAGUUCCCUUCUGUGCUUUCCACAUGGUUAGCAUGAAACAGACUAUUGAGUCCCAUGGAUUAUAACAAUGGUCCUGAAGCUGGUUCCAAAUGGUCGACCACAGAAGUCAAACAAAGGUCCACCAGACUGGGUUUGAGCCAAAAUAGUCAACCAAACCAUGGUGUGUCCUCGAACUUGCUCUAAGAAAGCUGAUACUUGCCAUACCGCUAAAAAGGCAGCUCACACGAAUGCCUCAAAACAGAUGCAUCCAGACAACUACAUGUCAAACACACACAGCAUUCUCCAGAUUCAUUUCAAACCUUCCAGCUUUGCUUUCCUUUCAUUUGGAGACGAACCAACAUGACUGUACUAGAUAAGGAUCUGUAGUUUUAUGAUACUUUGUAAUAAAUACAUGUGUUUUUACCACACUAAUAAAUGGUUACAAGUCUUUGUAAAAAAGCA